This is a messenger RNA of Ectocarpus sp. CCAP 1310/34, 756 nucleotides long. The record is from the annotation of a GenBank genome assembly. Lineage: Eukaryota; Phaeophyceae; Ectocarpales; Ectocarpaceae.
AUGUCGUUCGCACCAGGUCGAUCCCCGCUUCCUGUUGUCAACAGGUCCGUGAUGGAGAAUGAGGAGGCGGGAGAUGUGCCGUUCCGUGAGGUGGUGGGAUGCCUAAUGUGGAUCGCCAGCCAGACGAGACCCGACAUCUCUAAUGCUGUGCGGGCUGUGGCAAGACACUCCCACGAGCCGAAGUUAAGCCACUGGAAGGCAGCUCCGAAGGUCCUGAAUUAUCUUCUGGGCACGGCACAUCUUAGUUUAAACUUCAAGCGGGAUAGUUCGGUAGACGUAGGGACUUUGGUGUACGUAGAUGCCGACUUUGCCAGCAAGGCCACUGACCGUAGAUCCGUUUCUGGAGCGUUGGUUUUUGUGGCCGGAAUGCUUGUCGUUUGGACUUCCAGGACGCAGAAAUGCGUCGCUCAGUCGACUUCGGAAGCAGAGUACCUAGCGAUGGAGGACAACGAGGGGGCGAUUGCGCUUGCUGAUAAUCCGCUUAGCUCGGGGAUAAGUAAGCACAUCGACGUAAGGCACCACUUUCUCCGGAGCUUGACCGAGGAGGGUAGGAUCAAGAUCUCGCAUGUUAGCAGUAAGGAGCAACAUGCAGACAUUCUGACGAAAGCUUUGCCGCGAGCGCUUUUCGAAGUUAACCGUGACAUUGUGCUUGGCUUGAGCGAGAAGGAGAAGUCGGAGGUCGUCGAUACAACAGCCCCUAGGGAGGGUGUUCGUGGUAGCGGCACGUGUAUCGACUCAAUGGCGGGGUAUAUCUGA